Molecule: messenger RNA, 791 nt
Organism: Humulus lupulus (European hop)
Lineage: Eukaryota; Viridiplantae; Streptophyta; Magnoliopsida; Rosales; Cannabaceae
Product: small nuclear ribonucleoprotein SmD1a
Exons: 5
Coding region: 217-561 (114 amino acids)
Biological process (GO): RNA processing; spliceosomal snRNP assembly
Cellular component (GO): U2 snRNP; U1 snRNP; precatalytic spliceosome
Molecular function (GO): RNA binding
Source: RefSeq, a predicted model, not a curated record
AAAUGUAUAAUUCGAUCUGCAUUUCAAAACCCCUAUCUAUAUAAACCCUUUCCCUCUCCCCGCUCCUCGUGUCUCCUCCAUUUCCAUCUCCGCCGUCUGAGACUCCACCCAUCGUUCUUGCCGCUCAGCCUGCUCUUCGUUUAUCUCUCCUAUCGUAUUUUAGGGUUUUCUUUCUUCGUUUUCCUGUUUUCCAAAGUUCUAGCCCUUGCUUUAAGGAUGAAGCUCGUCAGGUUCUUGAUGAAGUUGAACAAUGAGACUGUGUCUAUCGAACUCAAAAAUGGCACCGUUGUUCAUGGCACCAUCACAGGUGUGGAUAUUAGUAUGAAUACACAUUUGAAGACUGUGAAACUUACUUUGAAGGGAAAGAACCCAGUUACCCUUGAUCAUCUUAGCGUGAGGGGCAACAAUAUUAGAUAUUAUAUCCUUCCUGACAGCUUGAAUCUUGAGACUCUUCUGGUAGAAGAGACACCAAGGGUCAAGCCCAAGAAGCCAACUGCUGGGAGGGCUGUGGGACGGGGACGUGGUCGUGGCCGUGGAAGGGGUCGUGGACGUGGCCGUUAGAUGCAUUACACUGAUUUCAAUUCUCAAGGCACAUGGUUAUGUAAAAACACCUAUGUUGUAAUGAAGAACUUAUUGGAGAUCUUUUAAGGUAUCAAAGGAGUGACAGUGUUGGUUACUUCAUUUAGUUGUCUAUCCUCGGUGAUUUUGACACUUAACAUUUCUUGCAAGUAGUGUUUAGUUUUGGAUGUUGAUUCAACGAGAAUUAGUACUCCCAAUAUUUUGGGUGACCA